AUGCCUCUCCCAGCCCGAUAUGGUCGCUGGGGAAUCCUGGCACCGGUGGUUAUAAUUCUUCUCAUAUUACACCUCAUUCACGCAAACCUGGGAUCAAGUACCACGCAGGACGUGAUCGAACCAACCCCAGGCCUCAAAAUCGAAACAACCACAACCACAAACACAACCUCACCCUCACCCUCAACCGCAACAACAGACCAUGUCCCAAGUACAUGCCCACCACUACCAGGAAUGGAAAACAUCCUAGUAGUAAUAAAAACUGGCAUAACCGAAGCCCAAGACAAAGUACCAGUGCACCUACGCACAACUCUCCGCUGCAUCCCACACAAAAUCAUUGUCUCAGACUUCGAAGAAGACAUAGCAGGAGUGCGCACCUACGACGUCUUCCAAAACGUCUCCGAAUCCCUAAAACAAUCCAACAUCGACUUCGCCCUCUACAACCGCGCCCGCUCAGGCGGCCGCACAGCCCUAACAUCUCAAGACCACACAAAAGUCGCCAACGGCCCAUCGGGAAUGAGCGACAACCCCGGCUGGAAGCUCGACAAGUGGAAAUUCCUACCGAUGAUCCACACAGCGCGCCACGCGCGCCCAGAUGCUCACUGGUUCGUUUUCCUCGAGGCAGACACGUACCCGAUCUGGCCGAAUCUGCUCGCCUGGUUAUCCAGUUUUGAUUCGGCGGACCGGCUGUAUCUGGGUAAUCAGAUGCAAAUUGGGCCGAAUCUGUUUGCGCAUGGUGGGUCCGGGUUUGUACUUUCGCAUGCGGCUAUUCAUGCCGCGGCGGAUUAUCAUACGGCUAAUGUUGGCGAGUGGGAUGAUACGACUGAUCGGGAAUGGGCGGGUGAUUGUGUGCUUGGCAUGUUGCUUGCUAAGGCGGGUGUUGGGCUUACUUGGUCUUGGCCUAGAGUUACGACACAGUCAGUUUGGGAGCAGGAUAUGCUCAGGGAUGGGUUUGGGGUUACGCCUUGGUGUCAUGCGCCUUUUACUUUCCAUCAUAUGACUCCUGCGGAUGUGGAUCGGUUUUGGGAGUUUGAGCAGAUGUGGUUUGCUGAGACGAACUCGACGCAGUUGACGUACAAUGAGAUCUUCCGCAAUCUUAUUCGUCCGACUUUGGCGGAUCAUCUGGAUAAUUGGGAUAACUUUGCCCCGGAUGGCGAUAACCAAGAGGAUUAUAAGGGUCCUAAGACUCCUGCUUCUCUCCCUGACUGUGCCGACUUCUGCGCGGCAGACCCGGAGUGUAUCCAGUACCGCCUCACCGCAGAAUCCCGCUGCACAACGUCCAAGGCUGUCCUGCGCGGUAAGCCUGCACCCGGCACGAAGUCGGGGACGAUGUUGUGGCGAGUAGAUGCUGCGGUGAAGCGGAUGGGACAAUGUCAGGAAGUGAUCUAA
Penicillium canescens is the source of this 1386-nucleotide messenger RNA. RefSeq lists its product as uncharacterized. Gene Ontology annotation, cellular component: membrane. Gene Ontology annotation, molecular function: glycosyltransferase activity. The transcript is spliced from 2 exons. NCBI's taxonomy places the organism in Eukaryota, Fungi, Ascomycota, Eurotiomycetes, Eurotiales, Aspergillaceae. The record is from RefSeq and is a predicted model, not a curated record. Bases 1 to 1386 code for a protein of 461 amino acids.